CGGGCACAAAAUGGCGGCGCUCGGCGCGUGGGGCAUGGCGGUGCAGCGCGGGCGGCUGUGGGGCGCGGCGCGGGCGCCGUGGGGCUGGCGGCGGCCGCAGCGGGCGCUCGGCCAGGACGCGGGGAGCGCGGCCGAAAAAAAGGACGCCAAGCCUUCUUUCACGGACGAGGCGGUUCAGAAUUUACUGUACAAAAUGACGGGGCUGGACUUGCAGAAGGUGUUCAGGCCGGUGAAGCAGGAGCUGAAGCCGCCCAAGUACAAGCUGCUGACGGAAGCGCAGCUGGAAGAGGCUACAAAAAAAGCUAUCAAGGAAGCUAAAGAAAAGCUGACAAUGCCCCCUGUUUUGGAUGAACGAGAGCCAAUUGAUGAUGUGUUAGCAGAAGACAAAAUCCUCGAAGGAGUUGAAACUACGAAAUAUAUAUUUACAGAUUUAACUUAUUCGAUUCCACAUCGUGAACGUUUCAUUGUAGUUAGAGAACCAAAUGGUGUAUUACGCAAAGCAACCUGGGAAGAAAGAGACCGAAUGAUACAGAUAUUCUUCCCAAAAGAAGGGCGCAGAGUUAUUCCCCCAGCGGUAUUCAAGGAUGAACACCUUGUGACUGUGUUUCAGCAAGACCGUCAUGAGGAUAUCCUUAACAUGUGCAUUGCUCAGUUUGAGCCAGAUUCAGCUGACUAUAUCAGAAUUCAUCAUCGGACAUAUGAUGACAUUGAGAAACAUGCCAAAUAUGAUCUGCUCCGUUCAACAAGGCACUUUGGAGGCAUGGUUUGGUACCUAGUCAACAGAAAGAAAACAGAUGGCUUACUAAUAGAUAUGAUCCACAGAGACUUGCUAGAUGAUGCUACAAGUUUAAUCACGCUGUAUCAUAUGCUUCAUCCAGAAUGUCAGUCAGCAAAAAAAGCUGAAGAAAGGAACCUUCAGGGAGUUGAUCUGAUCAAGGUCUUUGCGAAAACUGAAUCACAAAAAGAAGGCUAUAUACAGUUGGCCCUCCAGGCUUACGAGGAAGCAAUGGCUACUUCUACAGCUUCCUGAAAUAAACUAUAGUUCAUUAGUUUAAGCUGUUUACAAACCUUCUCUGUACAGGAUUCCACAAUAAAUACCUUAAACAAU
Cygnus atratus (black swan) is the source of this 1108-nucleotide messenger RNA. It is a transcript of the gene MRPS22, whose product is annotated as mitochondrial ribosomal protein S22. Gene Ontology annotation, molecular function: structural constituent of ribosome. The transcript is spliced from 8 exons. NCBI's taxonomy places the organism in Eukaryota, Metazoa, Chordata, Aves, Anseriformes, Anatidae. Gene Ontology annotation, cellular component: mitochondrial small ribosomal subunit. The coding region runs from base 11 to 1030 and encodes 339 amino acids. The record is from RefSeq and is a predicted model, not a curated record.